This is a messenger RNA of Fukomys damarensis (Damara mole-rat), 3606 nucleotides long. RefSeq names its product leucine rich repeats and guanylate kinase domain containing (gene Lrguk). The record is from RefSeq and is a predicted model, not a curated record. Bases 81 to 3572 code for a protein of 1163 amino acids. Gene Ontology annotation, cellular component: cytosol. NCBI's taxonomy places the organism in Eukaryota, Metazoa, Chordata, Mammalia, Rodentia, Bathyergidae. The transcript is spliced from 14 exons. Gene Ontology annotation, molecular function: protein binding; GMP kinase activity.
CAUGAAUUGGGGCGCUCAGGCUUGGGGACUGAGCAGGUCUACCUCAGUUUGACUUUAUCGAUUUGUCUUGUGUGAGUUUCAUGCCUUAUCUUCUGGAACUUAAUGCUUCUCAAAAUAAACUGACUACAUUCUUCAAUUUCAAGCCACCCAAAAAUCUCAAGAAGGUGGAUUUUUCCUUCAACCAAAUUUCUGAAAUGUGUGAUUUGUCAGCAUACCAUGCUCUCACUAAACUAAUUUUGGACAACAAUGAAAUAGAAGAAAUCAAUGGAGUGGAGAUGUGCAGCAGUCUAACUCACCUUAGUUUGGCCAACAACAAGAUCACAACAAUUAAUGGCUUAAACACGUUACCAAUCAAAAUACUUUGUCUGAGCAAUAACCAGAUUGAGAAGAUAACAGGUUUGGAAGAUCUGAAAGCUCUGCAGAACUUGGAUCUGUCCCACAAUCAAAUAAGUAGCCUCCAAGGCUUAGAGGAUCACAACUUCCUGGAAGUAAUCAAUGUAGAGGAUAAUAAGAUUGCUGAGCUGGAUGAAAUAGAAUAUAUUGAAAAUCUUCCUAUCCUUCGAAUUCUCAAUCUUCUAAGAAAUCCAGUUCAGGAGAAAUCUGAAUACUGGCUCUUUGUGAUAUUUAUGCUACUGCGGUUAACAGAAUUAGAUCAGAAGAAAAUUAAAGUGGAAGAAAAGGUGGCAGCUGUGAAUAAAUAUGACCCUCCCCCUGAAGUGGUCGCAGCUCAAGAUCACCUGACCCAUGUUGUCAACAGCGUCAUGCAGCCUCAGAGGAUCUUUGACAGCACCCUUCCUAGUUUGGACGCCCCUUAUCCCAUGCUGAUACUGGCUGGACCUCAAGCUUGUGGGAAACGAGAACUUGCUCACCGCCUCUGCAGACAGUUUAAUUCUUACUUCAGAUAUGGGGCCUGUCACACUACAAGGCCACCAUACUUUGGAGAAGGGGAUCGAGUUGAUUAUCAUUUUAUCUCUCAAGAAGUUUUCGAUGAAAUGCUCAACAUGGGGAAAUUCAUUCUAACAUUUAAUUAUGGCAAUUACAGUUAUGGAUUAAAUAGGGACACCGUAGAAGGUAUUGCAAGAGAUGGUUUAGCAAGCUGUAUCCAUAUGGAAAUAGAAGGUGUAAGAAGUUUGAAAUUUUCCUAUUUUGAGCCUCGAUAUAUCUUGGUGGUACCCAUGAAUAAAGAAAAAUAUGAGGGAUACUUGCGGAGAAAAGGAUUAUUCAGUCGUGCAGAAGUUGAAUUUGCUGUCUCCAGAGUGGACCUUUAUGUUAAAAUUAAUCAGAAAUUUCCAGGUUAUUUUGAUGCAGUAAUCAAUGCAGAUGAUUUGGAUGUUGCCUAUGAAAAGCUAAGUCAGCUCAUUAGGGAAUACCUGGGAUUGGCUGAAGAACCUGCCAAAGGUCUGGCUCCAACUACAGCAGGAGCCCCCUCUAGCAAGAAGACUGCCUCUGGGGUACCAGCACACCUGGUUCCCUCCCCUAGGCGCCUGGCGAAACUGCAAGCAGAUGGCCAGAUAACCGAGCAUCUUUCUGGGCAGGUUCAUAUAAAGGUCCCAGAAAAUCAAGAGCUGGCCCAGGAGGGAGAAACCCAGAAGAAAGAGCUGUCUCCCAGUAGCCUCAUCUCUUCAGAGCCCACCCAUCUUCCCAGCUCACCAGCACUUGGUAUUCCUCAGCAGACCCUGGACGUAUCCCAACACCCAGUGGAAGAGGGAGCUCAACAGUCAGAUCUUUCUCCAAAAAUAACAACCACUGAGACAGAUGUCUCUGAAAGCAAGGCCCAGCCCUCGGAGGUGGAAGCAGAUGGAGGAGAGCAGUCAUCUAUUACCACUUCCCACGUGCUGCCUCAACACCCUGACCCUCCUCCACCCUAUGGGCCUCAUUCACACCAGGAUGAGGAAUCAGGAGAGGCCAAGGUAGCUCCCAGCAGUCCUCCCCCAUCUGAACCUUCACACGGCCCAGCUUCUCUCAGCCCUCAGAAAAUCCAGGAUGUAGAAACUGAGUCCUCCAAACCCACGCCCAGCAGUUCCCACCAGGAUCUUCCAGAAGAUGCUUCCCACCCCGACUCGAUGAAGAAACUUGGUGGAGGCUCUCAACCACCUCUGAAGGAGGAAACCCCCCAGGCAGGAGCAGCCCGGGUCAGUACUCCUUUCCCGGAACUGCCACCUCCCCAAGACUCAUCCACGCACACAAAAGAGACCCAGGACAAGGAACACCCAGUGGCUUUGCUUUCCAGAAGACGGCUGGCUCCUACCAGGCUGCCCCAGCCUCGGACCCUUGCACCCCUCCAGAGCAGGAGGCCCACCCCCAAGCUCCUCUCACCCAGCAGGGAAGAGGCUGCUGGAACAUGCUCAGAUCAAGCCAUGACUCCUUCUCCCAGGCCUCUCCCCACUCAGGAAGCAGACUCCGGUAAGCUUCCUGCCAUCAGUCCUCCCCAUGCCAAACUUCCCCCAAAUCUGAGCUCCCACACCACCCACACCCCUCAAGAGGCCCAGGAAGAAAAAGUCAGUGAGGUAAGACUCCCUCUUAUCAGUCCCUCUGUCCAGGACCAAGCGCCACAGCACAUCCCCAACACAUCCCAGGAGGAUGCUCCCACUGUCAGGCUCCCUAGAAUUCCUACUCCUUUCACCGAACCACAGCUACCUGGAACUACAGAAGCUCACUCUGAUCCAAAGCCUGCAAAGGAAAGGAAAGCUCCCAAAGCAGGCCAUCCCUCCAGCAAGAAAAUCCCAGAUAUGCAGGCUUCCCCUCAAAGCCAAAAGCCCAUGCCGCAGAAAGGAGCUAGGAAAAAAAAACUCCCUCUCCAAAGAGACACAACUAAAGGCCCAGCACAUCUGAGUAAGGCACCAUCUGGAGGCAAACAGAUGCUACUGCAACCGGAGUCUCCUAGCGAACCAGCUCCCACAAAGGUGCCUGACCAUCCCAAUCCCAGCCCUUCUCUAAGCCCCCAGGGGAACGAGAGUCAACAAGUCCACAUGCCAGGAAUUUCUGAGCUACCCCACACUGAGCCACAGCCCAAAGACCUCCAGUCACAGGAAGAGAAAAGGGAAAAAACACAUCAUUCCAGAAAAAAGACCCAGACUAACCUGCCCCCAAGUGAAUCCAAAAAAGGACCAUCUUUGAAAAGAGAGAUUUCUCAAGGAUUAUCUAAAGAAAAUGAAACUGCCCUCAGUGGUGAACAGCCAAUUCAAGAGGGUCUGCCUGCUCAAAAAAGACCCCUACAGAGUGAAAAGGACCCCACAGAGUCAGUACAAGGCCAUCCUUCUCCUGUGGAACAUGCAGGAAAGAGAGACCAGGUCCACAACAGGGAAAAGUCUCAGAAGAGAGAAACUGUGUUGGAACCACCAGAGAAAAAGAGUGUGUCCCACAAAGGCACUAGUCGGAUCAGAGAGAGCUCUGUCCAAAGGGAUAGUGCACCUGCUUCCAAGCCACAGACCAAAGAUAAACAGACCCGCAAAAAUGGGGGCACAGCACAGGACAAAAGCAUUGCUGUUUCCCAAGGUCAGGUGUCAGCCAAGGAGCAGGGCAGCCGGAUGGGACGACUGCGAGCCAGGGGCAGUCAGAGCACCAAAGUGUGACCCCCGCCAUGGAGCUGCCAGGUUAAAGUCUGUU